ACCGCGAGGGAGGGGGGUUUCCGCGCCAAUCACCGCGCGCGGUGCAGAACGAGCUGCACCGCGCGCGGUGCAAUAAGAAUUUCGCUUCGACCGCCUGCGUUUGUCCCCACCCAGCCCCCUUCCUUAAACCAGAGCUGCAACCAUUCAAACACAAUGAUAAGUCCGUCCCCUAGACUUAUACUGGAGAUAAGAAUGAUUCAUUUCAAAAAAGAAAGCCAUCAAAUGAUCCAAACCACAAGUCACCAAACCCACAGCUGUUCCUGAAUCGUGCCUGCCAGCUUUGCACCAUUCUUUCACUCAUCAAACACCAAGACAGGUCCACAUCUCGGACUCUAUGUAUAAAAAGGCUCCUCAAGCUCUCCAUGCAACCUGCUCCAUUUGUUUCACAAACUCGGUCCUGAUCACCUCUUAUUUGACCAUGUCGAGGUCCUCCAUCACCAGUAGCACCAGAAUGUUGCUUGUUUCCUUUGUGCUGGCAUCCAGCUUGGUGAUUGUUGCCUAUGGCGGCAACUUCUACCAGGACUUUGACAUCACGUGGGGAGACGGUCGUGCGAAGAUACUCGACAAUGGAGAGCUGCUCACACUUUCAUUAGACAAGGCUUCAGGUUCUGGAUUCCAGUCGAAGAAUGAAUACCUCUUUGCGGAGAUAAGCAUGCAGCUAAAGCUUGUCCCAGGGAACUCUGCAGGCACUGUCACUGCCUACUAUCUAUCAUCCCAAGGUCCAGCGCAUGAUGAGAUCGACUUCGAGUUCCUGGGGAACCUCAGUGGAGAUCCUUACAUCCUCCACACCAACUUGUUCACCCAGGGGAAGGGGAACAGGGAGCAGCAGUUCUAUCUCUGGUUUGAUCCUACAGUGGAAUUCCACACCUAUUCUGUCCUUUGGAAUCCCAUUAACAUCAUCUUCUCUGUGGAUGGCAUUCCCAUUAGAGUGUUCAAGAAUUUUGAGUCCUCUGGAGUCCCCUUUCCAAACAGCCAAGCCAUGAGGAUCUACUGCAGCCUCUGGGACGCCGAUGACUGGGCCACAAGAGGAGGCCUUGUCAAGACUGACUGGACGCAGGCACCCUUCAUUGCUUCCUUCAGAAGUUUCAGUGCUAAUGCCUGUGUGUGGUCUUCAGGCACUUCUUCUUGCUCUACUGGCUCUGGUUCAUCAAAUGAUUCAUGGAUGAGCCAAGGGCUAGACACCACAGGUCAAGAGAAGCUAACAUGGGUGCGAAACAAUUACAUGAUCUAUGAUUACUGCAAGGAUACAAAGCGAUUCCCACAAGGCCUUCCCAUCGAAUGCUCACUCGCGUGACUUCUCUUAAAUCGAUCAAAUAAUCUUUGUUUUUCAAUAAAUUCUCACUCAUUGUACCAAUUGUUGUCAAUAUUGCCGGACACGGACCAUUUUUUUUUUAAAGAUUGUGUUGUAGAUGCAGCAAAAUAUGUUCUUUUGCCAUUUAGGUUCAUGGAUUGUUGUGAUGUUAUUACUUCUGUAAGUUUUGUUAUCAUUAAAUUGUUUAAAGCUCAUGGGAUUGAAAGUUUCUAAG
This is a messenger RNA of Elaeis guineensis (African oil palm), 1526 nucleotides long. Its product is annotated as xyloglucan endotransglucosylase protein 7. Gene Ontology annotation, molecular function: hydrolase activity, hydrolyzing O-glycosyl compounds; xyloglucan:xyloglucosyl transferase activity. The record is from RefSeq and is a predicted model, not a curated record. Gene Ontology annotation, biological process: cell wall biogenesis; xyloglucan metabolic process. Lineage: Eukaryota; Viridiplantae; Streptophyta; Magnoliopsida; Arecales; Arecaceae. Gene Ontology annotation, cellular component: cell wall; apoplast.